Molecule: messenger RNA, 384 nt
Organism: Dovyalis caffra
Lineage: Eukaryota; Viridiplantae; Streptophyta; Magnoliopsida; Malpighiales; Salicaceae
Source: the annotation of a GenBank genome assembly
AUGAACAUUUUCCUUUACAGUCUUAUGUUACUUACCCUCAUUCGGGAAACCUACUCUUCAUGUAACUCUAUGUUAGAGCCUGACUUUUACAAGAUAGACUCUUCGGAGCAUAGAGAAGAUGUCCAAAAAGCAUUAGUGUUUGCAGAAUACAUUAAAGCACAAAGAACAGCAGCGGCCAAGGUAGACCAGAUGUGCAAAGGGGUUGAGAAAGGACAAAGUUUCUCAUCAGAUUUUAAUGUGGAAAGUGGGGAACUUGCUCCGAUGUUUUUCCCUGGACCCUUUGCAAUUGCUCAUCACCUAAUCACUUCUUGGGUAAAUCAAGGUUCAACAUUUGAUGCAGUGCAACUGAAACAAGAACCAAGUAGUUCUCUGUCAAAUUUGUAA